AUGGCAAUUCGGACCACUAUCAGUUCUAUGUUCAGCCCUGCUCUUCUCUUCCUGAGCCUCCUGUCCGCCUCCGCCGACUAUUCAAACUCGUCGGCGGCGGCAUCAGAAGCAGCCGGCGGUGGUAUCGGACCAUGCUUCACGUCACUGUUCAGCUUCGGCGACUCCAUAAGCGACACCGGCAACCAGAUGCUGCAGGGUAAGUGCCCUCACUGUUGCUCCCUACAAAACGGCGAAACUUACUUCGGUCGCCCGACUGGUCGCUGCUGCAACGGGCGUCUCAUCGUCGACUUCAUUGCUGAGAAAUUGGGGCUUCCUCUGCUGACGCCGUUUCCGGGAGAGCUGAAGAGCAGCAAUUUCCGGUUCGGGGCAAACUUGGCGGAGGGAGGCCCGUCGGCCUUUGAAGAGCAGCAACGUACGUGGCAUCGUGACCACGUAGUAGCGGCCGUCUCGGCCACCGAUGGCGUUGCGGCCGAAGCCGAUGGCGCAGUUGGCCAGGUGCUUGCGGUGGGAUUGCCAGUUGGGGUCGCAUCGCCAGCAGUAGUCGAUAUGAUUGCCCGUGGAACAAGACUAGUAUCCCAACUUCCUUCUCGCCGUGUUGUUCCUAAUGCUCCUGUAAACAAAGAUUCAUGGUACGUAACAGAUUAA
Molecule: messenger RNA, 645 nt
Organism: Linum trigynum
Lineage: Eukaryota; Viridiplantae; Streptophyta; Magnoliopsida; Malpighiales; Linaceae
Source: the annotation of a GenBank genome assembly